Molecule: messenger RNA, 750 nt
Organism: Staurois parvus
Lineage: Eukaryota; Metazoa; Chordata; Amphibia; Anura; Ranidae
Source: the annotation of a GenBank genome assembly
UGUCCCCGCUCCAUGCCGGAUGAGCCGGCGGUAAUCUGUCCUAGUCGGUGUGAUCUCCCGGCAGCGGUGGGGACUCCGGCGGUAUACAAAGGGGCCUCCUCCCCCCCUGCAGCUGCUGCCGGCGGCACUGCACAGCCCCCCCUCCUCCCCGGUAUGGCCAGCCGGAGCCGCCGCUCAUGGCUCAGCGUCCUCCUCGGACUGGUCCUCGGCUUCCUCAUCGCCUCCAGACUCAUCCUCCCCUGGGCCGCCGACUUCCAGCGCUACAGCCGGAGAGGAGGAGGGCCCCGGGGGGUAGGACAGGCCGGGGGAGGCAGCUGCGGGGUGCCGGCCGGGACCCGGAGCGACAGGAACGACCAGCUACCCUACAUCGGAUCCCGGGCACCGGGGGGAGAAGAGCCUGGAGGGGAGGCCGCUCAGGAGGAAGACAUUCCCCGGGACCGGACCUUCCUAUUCAUCGGGGUCAUGACGGCGCAGAAGUACCUGCACACCCGGGCCGUGGCCGCCUACAGAACCUGGUCACAGUUCAUCCCUGGAAAAGUGGAGUUCUUCUCAAGCGAGGGUUCAGACAUGUCCAUACCAAUUCCUAUAAUCGCGCUCAAAGGUGUAGAUGACUCCUACCCACCACAGAAGAAGUCCUUCAUGAUGCUGAAAUAUAUGCACGAUCACUAUCUGGAUCAGUACGAGUGGUUCAUGAGAGCAGACGACGAUGUCUAUAUCAAGGGAGACCGCCUAGAGAGCUUCCUGCGCAGC